AUGCAGCUGUCAGCAGUCCCUUUCCUCGCCCACGCGCUCAUCGAAUGCAUAGGGGCCACCUCAUUCAUCCUAUAUCCGGCCUCCCAGAUCCCCAACCCGAGCCGGGAAGCCUCCCUCGUCAGCCAGCUUGUCGGCGGUGCCCUCCUCCAGUCCUCCCUUAUCGCCUUGAUUAUUGCAUUCAAGUCCGAGUUCGCCGUCGACAGCGGUGCCUGGGACAACGCAGAUCGCGCUCUUGCUCUAGCCUUUGCCUUUUGGCAUGUGUGGCCAUGCUAUCGAGCCAUCGCUCGAAUCCAGUCUAGAGGAGGGGAGGGUGCCAAAACGCAACAGACGCUCGGAGGGCCUGUUGUUCAUCUGGGCGUUCACUCCGUUCUCCUUUCAGCCUUCCUCUGGUCUGCGCUGCAGUAG
Molecule: messenger RNA, 405 nt
Organism: Parascedosporium putredinis
Lineage: Eukaryota; Fungi; Ascomycota; Sordariomycetes; Microascales; Microascaceae
Source: the annotation of a GenBank genome assembly